CCCCCCCCGCCGCUCCCAGGCUGCUCCGCGGCGGCGCGGCUGGGCCAUGGCGCCGCUGACCGAUCUCUACCACCUCACCAUGGCCUACGGGCACUGGCGGGCCGGGCGGCACCGCGCCCCCGCCGCCGCCGAGCUCUUCUUCCGCCGCGGGCCCUUCGGCGGCGCCUUCGCGCUGGGCGCCGGCCUGGCCGAGGCGCUGCGCUGCCUCCGCGCCUUCCGCUUCUCCGCCGCCGACGUCGCCUACCUGCGCUCUGUCCUGCCCAGCACCACGGAGGACGCCUUCUUCAAUUACCUGGCCACCCUGGAUGCCUCAGAGGUGACCAUCUCCGCUGUGCCGGAGGGCUCUGUCAUCUUCGCCAAGGUCCCCUUCCUGCAGGUGAAAGGGCCACUGCUGGUGGUGCAGCUGCUGGAAACCACGUUGCUGUGCCUGGUCAGCUAUGCCAGCCUCGUAGCUACGAACGCUGCUCGCUUCCGACUCCUUGCCGGCCCGGAUGUGAAGCUGAUGGAGAUGGGGCUCCGUCGUGCUCAGGGGCCAGAUGGUGCCCUUUCAGCUUCCAAGUACUCCUACAUUGGGGGCUUUGACUACACCAGUAACAUCCUGGCGGGGAAGCUCUAUGGCGUCCCGGUGCGCGGCACCAUCGCCCACUCCUUCAUCAUGUCUUUCACCUCGCUGGAGGAGGUGCAGCCCCGGGAGCUGCCACCGCUGGCAGGAGGAGAGCCAGUGGAUCUCCCGACCCUGGCCGAGUCAUGGCUGGGGCGGGUGUGCGAGCUGCUGCAGACUCCCCCUGAGAAGGCAAACCGGGGCGAGCUGGCUGCCUUCGUGUCCUACGCCAUCGCCUUCCCGCGGGACUUCCAGGGGCUGCUGGACACGUACUGCGUCAAGAGGAGCGGUUUGCCAAACUUCUGUGCCGUGGCACUGGCGCUGCACCAGCUGGGGUAUCAGGCUGUUGGGUUGCGCCUCGACAGCGGAGACCUGGCCCGGCAGUCCAAGGAGAUCCGCCAAGUGCUCCGAGCUUGCGCUGCUCACUUCCAGGUGCCCUGGUUUGAGACCAUCCCCAUCGCUGUCAGCAAUGACAUCAGCGAGCAGAGCUUGGAGGAGUUCAGGCGGGAGGGGAGUGAGAUCAACGUGAUCGGCGUCGGGAUGAACCUGGUGACGUGUCCCCUGCAGCCGUCGCUGGGCUGUGUUUACAAGCUGGUGGAGGUCAAUGGCUCCCCAUGCCUCAAACUCACAGAAGAAGAGGAGAAGAUGACGAUCCCAGGGACUAAGACCAUCUAUCGGCUCUACGACGCUGCUGGUCACCCCUUCAUGGACCUCAUGGCCCUGGAGGAGGAACCCUUGCCCAGCGCAGGGCAGGAGGUGGUGGUCCAUGUCCUGGGGCGGCUCAGCGAGGCCAGCAAGGUCGUGCCUGCUGCCGUGGAGCCCCUUCAUCGCACAUACUUCAGAGAUGGCCAGGUAUGUGAGCCGCUGCCCAGCCUGCCGGAGGUGAGGAGCCAUGCGCAGGCAUCCCUCAGCCUGCUCAGCCCAGCUCACAGACGGCUCCGUGAGCCAGAGCCCUACCCGGUGGCUGUGACGGAGAGGCUGCACUGCCUCCUCACCAAGCUGCGGCGGGCCAGCCAGUGACGGCUUCCCCGCCUGCCACCCCACCCUGUGCGAGCUCACGCUGAGCACGGCCCCUGCCUGGGGCCGGCCCUUCCUCCAUGCUCUUUUGAAGACAAGGUGACUAAUUAGGAAUUAAUGGUUCUAAUGAUGCUGAUGCUGCUGUGUGGUGCUGAUCUGAGGACCUUGCAGGAACUGGAAGCGCUCCCUGGGGUCCCAGUAGCAAAGCUGGGCUCAGAGGGCUAGGGCAGGCAGCUCCCCCCAUGUCCUCUGGAAGCAAUGGUCCUCCCUGCCUUCCUCGGUGGCCCUGCCAGCCCUGCAUCUUCUGCCUUCCUUGGUGGCCCUGCAAACCCUGCGCCUUCUCCCAUGGCAGCGCUGCCCACCUCAGUGGCCCUGCCAGUCCUGUGCCUUCUCCUGUGGCAGCGCUGCCUUCCUUGGUGGCCCUGCCAGCCCUGCACCUUCUCCCGCGGCAGCGCUGCCUUCCUCAGUGGCCCUGCAAACCCAGAGCCUUCUGCCAUAGCGGCGCUGCCUUCCUCAGUGGCCCUGCCAGGCCUGCGCCUUCUCCUGCAGCAGCACUGCCUUCCUCGGUGGCCCUGCCAGCCCUGCGCCUUCCGUCGUGGCAGCCCAUGCUGAAUCUCCACAGUGGCACUAGAGACCAAGUUUUGCGUUCACAAGAAGGGGUUCACCACGGGAAGGGCCAGCCCAUCCCCCAACCCGUGUCCUGUGGGAUACCUGUAGCAGAUGCACUUUGUGCUUCCUAUUGUAGACUUCAGCUCUGUGGCCACCUAUUAUCUCUUUCCAUUCUGCAUGGAUUCCCUGGGAGGGGGUGUGAAGGCCGGCUCCAUGUUGACACCAGCUCCAGGUUGACGCCUGCACUCUAUCCUGACAUUCGCAGAGGAAGCAUGGCACUAAUCCCCACAACUAACUAAGCAAAAACAUAAACCGAAAUAAAAGCCUUUUUACCCACUACAGCUACGGCCACACUGUGUGGCUGCCCUGGUCCUUUAGAACACUUGUUGCUUUCAGCAUGAACCUCUAUUGCAAGGUCUAUGACUUCAUAGUUUAUGACUGAAUAAAGUUAAAAUGAAAAAGAAAGUGCUGACCCCA
Molecule: messenger RNA, 2704 nt
Organism: Phalacrocorax carbo (great cormorant)
Lineage: Eukaryota; Metazoa; Chordata; Aves; Suliformes; Phalacrocoracidae
Source: RefSeq, a predicted model, not a curated record